CCCAUUUUUCCUCUGCCAUAUGUUGGGUCAUCCACUACAAAAGCCUCACGGUGGAGAGGCUCCAUGUGAUCAGCAGAUUUACAGCUCGCCCGAAAAUGAAAGCAGAAAAUGAAAUUCCAGAGUGGCUCUUGCGUGUGACGUGCCUGAACAUCUGAGAAUUUGGGUUCCUGGGCGUGAGCAGGCUUUGGCUUCCAGAUAAUGCUGGUGUCUGUAAUAAAAGUGUGCUGAGGGGGUUAAUGGUGCUCCAAAGCAGCCCUGCCUGGGUUUGUUUCUGUGCAUCACCAGAAUAUUCUCUCUCCAGGGCUUUGAAGAUGGGCUGCCUUGCAGUGAAGACUUAACUGGCAAUUAAAUUCUCCAAGAAGCACCAGGACUGCCGUGGAACAUGGGGCUGCCCCGUGCCCGGGAUGCUGCGUGGCGGAGGAAAGGAUGUGUGACCAGGACUGCGUCAGAGCGGCGACGACUCCUGUGAGACAUGGAUAGAUGCAAACAUGUCGGGCGGCUACGACUCGCCCAGGACCACUCGAUCCUGAACCCCCAGAAGUGGCAGUGCGUGGACUGCCAGACCACGGAGUCGCUCUGGGCCUGCCUCAAGUGCUCGCACGUGGCGUGCGGGCGGUACCUGGAGGAGCACGCGCUGCGCCACUUCCAGGAGACGCGGCACCCGCUGGCCAUGGAGGUGCACGACCUGUACGUGUUCUGCUACCUGUGCCAGGACUACGUGCUGAACGACAACGAGCUGGCGAACACCCCCCCCAGGAAGAGCGCGAGGCUGUUGUCUCACGUGCACGGGGAGAACUUGAUUCCAAGGAAAUUCAGGGAGGUGGCCUCCUCCCCUACCUCAAGGCAGGUGCAGAGCAGCAGGUUCAGACAGUUCUACUCCAUCCGGCGCCAGCCCCUCAUGACCCCCGGGGUCACGGGGCUGAGGAACCUGGGGAACACCUGUUACAUGAACUCCAUCCUGCAAGUGCUGAGUCACCUCCAGAAGUUCAGAGAAUGUUUUUUGACACUUGAUCUCUGUGAAACAGAAGAACUCUUGGCUAAAACUGUGAACGGGAGGGCCAGGAUCCCUGGCAAACUGGCAAAUGGGUCUGCUGCUAAUGAGUCAGGGAAGACUGACAAAGUGGGAUCAUCUGGCACGCAGAGCUCGCCAGCUGGCUUGAAUGGGAGCUCCUCCAUAAGCCGGAGCUUAGAACUGAUCCAGCCCAAGGAGCCGAGCUCGAAGCACAUCUCCCUCUGCCACGAACUGCACACCCUCUUCAGAGUGAUGUGGUCUGGCAAGUGGGCCCUCGUGUCCCCCUUUGCCAUGCUGCACUCCGUGUGGAGCCUGAUCCCGGCCUUCCGGGGCUACGAUCAGCAGGACGCUCAGGAAUUCCUCUGCGAGCUGCUGGAUAAAGUCCAGCAGGAGCUGGAGUCGGAAGGAACCAAGCGCAGGAUCCUCAUCCCCUUCUCGCAGAGGAAGCUCACCAAGCAGGUCCUCAAGGUGGUCAACACCAUCUUCCAUGGGCAGUUGCUCAGCCAGGUCACCUGCAUCACGUGCAACUACAAAUCCAACACCGUGGAGCCCUUCUGGGACCUUUCCUUGGAGUUCCCCGAGCGCUACCACUCCCUGGAGAAGGGCAUUGUGCCCGUGCAGCAGGCAGAGUGCCUGCUCACCGAGAUGCUGGCCAAGUUCACCGAGACCGAGGCGCUGGAGGGGAGGAUCUACGCCUGCGACCAGUGCAACAGCAAACGGCGAAAGUCUUCUCCUAAGCCUCUUGUUCUGAGUGAGGCUAAAAAGCAGUUGCUGAUCUACAGACUACCUCAGGUCCUCCGGCUGCACCUUAAACGCUUCAGGUGGUCUGAGCGCAAUCACCGCGAGAAGAUCGGGGUCCAUGUCCUCUUUGACCAGGUAUUAAACAUGGAACCUUACUGCUGCAGGGACUCCCUCUCCUCCCUUGGCAAGGAGACCCUUGUGUAUGACCUCUCGGCUGUGGUGAUGCAUCACGGGAAGGGGUUUGGCUCAGGACACUACACAGCUUAUUGCUACAACACGGAGGGAGGGUUUUGGGUCCACUGCAAUGACUCCAAGCUGAAUGUAUGUAGUGUGGAGGAGGUGUGCAAGACCCAGGCCUACAUUCUCUUUUACACUCAAAGAACGGUGCAGGACGAAGCAGGAAUCUCAGAAAAACAACUCCAAGCUCAGGUGCCACCCAAAAGCAGUGACAAGGACAGAAGACUGACAUUCCCAUGACGGGGAGCCCUGUCACUCCAUCAGCACGCUCAGCUCUUUCUGGAACCAUUGGUGUUCACAUCUUCCCUCCCGUGGGGAAGAACACUGGCUGCAGGAGUGGGAUCAGAGCAGGAUCUUUGCCACCCCGGGUCUGGGAAAGCCCCUGGAGCUGGGGAGUUCUGACACGUCAGGGCGUUGUCAGAACCUUGGUUUUAAAGAGUCUCGUUGCUGAAUUAGGCUCACAGGAAGGAAAUUAGGGAGUUUGAUGCUGAAUUUCAUCUCAUCUCAGAGGGGCUGCGUGAGGUCUGUGACAAGUGAGCACAGCCAGGAAAGAGGAGCAUCCAGGUGGCUUCAGAGCCCUUCAGUCCCCACCAAUCCUGGGCAAACUGCAGCAGGAGCAGGUACAGUCCCCUCCCCUCCAGUGGCCAUUCCCUCUGCCAGGGGAAUCACAGGCACUGCCUGCAAGGGAUUGGCUGCCCCAGAGCUGUUCUUGCUGCAGAAAUGUGUAAGCUCUUCUUCAUUCUUCCCCCAGGGCUCAGCUGCCCCUGUGACACCAGUUUCUCUGCCAUCAGCUGGGGGCAGAGCCCUGGCUGAAGCUUUGCCAGCAGCUCUGUGUGUCAGUGCCACUGGGGCUGUGUCACACUUCAUGGCUUAUUCUCUGGGCUGAACUCAACUGGCAGCUAAAUUCACUCAGAAUGUGAUGUUAAUACAGUUCUUCUCUGGAGAAAGUGUGUUUAAACACAAAAAACAACCCCUGUAAUAAACCAGGAAUGUACCUGUGUGCCAGAUCUGGCAGCAAAACCAAAACCUGUGCUCCAGGUUUCUGCUGGAGGGGCAUCACUGUCCCCAGGAUUAGAAAGUCUGUGGCUUGCACAGCUGUGGCAGCAGAAGUUGGUGGUGUGGAGGCAUCUCACAGUGGCAAACUCACUCUUUCUUACAAAUGUGGCUCAUUUUCCUCAGGGGAGCAGUGGUGGGAAUGCCACAGUGUGGGGGACAGAGCUGGAUUCUGUCACUGCCUCUGGAGGGGGAACAGUCAGUAGUCACACAAGCCCAGAGCAGGGGAAGGUGGCCCUGGAUCCAGGCAGUGCCCAGAAUUCCCCCUGUGAGGUCUUUGUUCCUGCUGGGCCAUCAAGGGAAGGAAUGUAGUUAAAUCUCAAAUUCCACGUCGAGUUGGAAAGGCUGCAAAAAUGUCUGUAUCUGAAAUCAUCCUGAUUUUAGAAUCCUGUGAGAAACACAGAGCCUUAGUGGACUAUUUGUAGUCACUUCUCAGCCUACAGUUGCACCUCAGGUGUGUUUUUGUAAUUUGGGGUUUGGCUGUUCACGUUUCAUGUUUUAACCUGAAUAUGGAACUGCAAAAAAAAAAGAAAAAAA
This is a messenger RNA of Manacus vitellinus (golden-collared manakin), 3580 nucleotides long. It is a transcript of the gene USP49, whose product is annotated as ubiquitin specific peptidase 49. The transcript has 7 exons. NCBI's taxonomy places the organism in Eukaryota, Metazoa, Chordata, Aves, Passeriformes, Pipridae. Bases 473 to 2230 code for a protein of 585 amino acids. Gene Ontology annotation, cellular component: cytoplasm. The record is from RefSeq and is a predicted model, not a curated record. Gene Ontology annotation, molecular function: zinc ion binding; cysteine-type deubiquitinase activity. Gene Ontology annotation, biological process: protein deubiquitination.